AUGCCUCCCAAGUCCGGAAAGAAGGCCGCCCCGGCCCCCUUCCCUGCCUCCAAGGCCGGCAAGAAGGCUCCCAAGAAUCCUCUCAUCGAGAAGAGGCCCCGUAACUUCGGUAUUGGCCAGGACAUCCAACCCCGACGAAACCUCUCCCGCAUGGUGAAGUGGCCCGAGUACAUCCGUCUCCAGCGCCAGAAGAAGAUCCUCAACCUGCGCCUGAAGGUGCCUCCCGCCAUCUCCCAGUUCCAGCACGUUCUCGACAAGAACACCGCUGCCCAGGCCUUCAAGCUGCUUAACAAGUACCGCCCCGAGACCAAGACCGAGAAGAAGGAGCGCCUGCUUAAGGAGGCUACCGCCAUCAAGGAGGGCAAGAAGAAGGAGGAUGUCAGCAAGAAGCCCUACGUUGCCAAGUACGGUCUGAACCACGUUGUUGGUCUGAUCGAGAACAAGAAGGCUUCCCUGGUCCUCAUCCCCAACGACGUUGACCCCAUUGAGCUGGUUAUCUUCCUGCCCGCUCUCUGCCGCAAGAUGGGCGUCCCAUACGCCAUCAUCAAGGGCAAGGCCAGACUCGGCACUGUCGUGCACAAGAAGACCGCUGCCGUCCUGGCCCUGACCGAGGUCCGAUCUGAGGACAAGAGCGAGCUGUCCAAGCUGGUGUCUGCCAUCAAGGACGGUUACCUGGCUGAGAGCGAGGGUGCUCGCAAACACUGGGGUGGCGGUAUCAUGGGCGCCAAGGCCCAGAAGAAGACCGAGAAGAAGAAGAAGGCUCUGGAGUCCGCCAUCAAGGUCUAA
Phaeoacremonium minimum UCRPA7 is the source of this 786-nucleotide messenger RNA. Its product is annotated as putative 60s ribosomal protein l8 protein. The transcript has 4 exons. Gene Ontology annotation, cellular component: ribonucleoprotein complex. NCBI's taxonomy places the organism in Eukaryota, Fungi, Ascomycota, Sordariomycetes, Togniniales, Togniniaceae. The record is from RefSeq and is a predicted model, not a curated record. Gene Ontology annotation, biological process: ribosome biogenesis. The coding region runs from base 1 to 786 and encodes 261 amino acids.